CGCACUUGCGGAAAACGCCUCACGUCACUUGCCGGCUCACCGCUAUUCGCACAAUAUCGCUUUGUGUCUGCGGCGGCGUCGUCGUCGGCCACAGCUCGGACUAAGGUGCAGAUCAGCUCGGAAUCUCAGUUUCCAGGGAGCUACGUCUUUGAACCGUGAAGAACGCAUGGACAUGUUCAGUGGCAAAACGCUGAUUAGAGCCGGUGGCAGCGAGCACUCGGCUGACGAUGUCCUCUGCGACGUUAAAGUGGUGGCCCUGUACUUCUCGGCCCACUGGUGCCCGCCUUGCCGUCACUUCACACCCAUCCUGGCCGACGUGUACGCCGAGGUGAAGCAAGCGCUUCCCUGCAUCGAGGUCAUUUUUGUCUCGCUGGACCACUCGAAGGAGGACAUGCUAAAAUACAUGGACGAGAGCCACGGAGACUGGUACGCCUUCAAGUUCGAGGAUCCCUUCCGAGAGGAGCUGGCAAGGGAGUACGUCAAAGGCAUCCCCACCCUUAUCGCUUUCAAGAUGGACGGCACGGUGAUCACUUCGAGUGGACGCGAACAAGUUCAGGAAGAGGGACCACAAGCCUUUCGCAAGUGGGCCGACAUGGUGAAAGACAUGGACAUCUUCAAGGGCAAGACACUCGUGCUUAAGGACGGUAGCGAGCACCCGGCAGAGAAGGCUCUCGGCGAUGCCAAAGCCGUGGCCCUGUAUUUCUCGGCCCAUUGGUGCCCGCCGUGCCGCAUGUUCACGCCUGUACUGGCUGAAGCGUACAAGGAAAUGAAGGAUGAGUGCGCAGCGCCUGUUGAAGUAGUCUUCGUCUCGUCGGACCGCUCCAAUGCGGACAUGCUAAAGUACAUGGAAGAGAGCCAUGGGGCGUGGUACGCCAUUAAGUUUGGCGACGCAUUCCUACAGGAGCUGAAAACCAAGUAUGGCGUCAGCAGUAUUCCUACCCUCAUCAUCAUCAAGAGGGAUGGCACUGUGAUAACUGCCAACGGACGCGCCGACAUCCAAGCCGAGGGGCCAAGAGCCUUUGUCAAGUGGGCCGGUGCAGCGUAGGAUUGCCAAACUUGCCCGCCUCUUCGCACUGUAGGCGUGUUUGCCUUAGAAGCUAGACCUGCCAGCUCUCUUAACAUUUGUGCUUCCAACCUAGCUCUGUUAGUUACUGUUGCAAAAAAAAAAAAAAAAAAGUGUUUUUCUGGGUCGCCAGUUGUUUGCAGCUUAAAGGUAUACACGCUGCUGAAAUUAUUUUGAAUCUUUUUUUAUAAGUGUCUGGGUUAUAGUACACACUGCUAAAAUUAUUUCGAACUCCUUUAUCUAUGUUUGGGUUAUAGUAGUAUACAUUAAAUGCAUCUUUGAUUACCCGCACUUUUUUUUUUUUCAUUUUUUUUACGCAGUGUCUAUUGUGUUACCAGUUUGACAAGUAGAUUCAGUACUCUUUUGCAAAUGCAUCGAUGUGAAUAUACAUUGCAGCAACUUAGUGCUAGCUGAGUGUCAUUCAUGCAUUUCUUGCGCAGCUCUCAAGCAGGGUGGUAUUGUUGCUGGUGAUAGUGAAUAGUGAUGGAGGAGUUUUAAAAUGGACCGACAACUGAUGAGCAUGUGUAAUUAAUGAAGCCUCUAAUGCAGGUGAAAACAUCGACGUAUUAUGCAUUUGUGAUUGCAGAUAAUUUUAUGUUGAAAAGUUGCAACUGCUAUUAUGCGGAUCAAAAGGAACCUGUUAUAUACACGACACAGUUGGGAAUGGCACAGUUUUCGUUACUUCACGGAAAUUAAUUUUCUUGCUGUGCAAGUAUCGUUCAUUUUUAGUCGUGCUGUCAUGUUUUUGCACCACGCAUCACGUCAUCCCUUUGUGUGAUUUGAUGUGUAAACGCGAUGCCUCACUGGAAUGACUGGCAUUGUGUCCGUUGGCCCAGCCAAUGGGAGCACACUGAAAGUGAUAACCCCAAAAGUGGUUGAUCAAUAAUGAGGUCAGAUUCAUGUUGCACCAUUGAAAAAGGGGUCCUUAAAGAUGUGUUGUCAGUCUGUUUAAGUACUUACGUGUAGAAGGAUGCCGUGGUCAAUUUUUCUUAACUCCUUCAUCACACAGUACUUUUCUUUCUUUUGUCAAAGUAUAUUUUUACAAGUUGCAGGUAUUCUUCCCUACCUUUCAAAAGUAUAUUUUGUGUGUUGUGCGCCAAUACCCAAGCUAGCCCAAACAUGCUGUUUUGCAUAGCUAUUCAGAGUAUACUACUAUAUAUAUAUACAUAUACAUCUUUGUGGUACUAUACUAUAUACUUUCAGGGAACUGCUCAUGUAUGCCUGUCUAACUUUGCGGCCGGUACCAAACCUGAUUUAUUUAACCCAAAGAAAUUGCUCUCGAUUUUAUCAUUUUGACAUCCAACUUGUUUCUUUUUUUCACUGCAUUUCAUAUAAUGUACUUUUACUGGGUAAAUAAACUGUCUUUUGCAAGCCUC
Dermacentor silvarum is the source of this 2439-nucleotide messenger RNA. Its product is annotated as nucleoredoxin-like protein 2. Bases 167 to 1045 code for a protein of 292 amino acids. Gene Ontology annotation, biological process: sensory perception; photoreceptor cell maintenance. Lineage: Eukaryota; Metazoa; Arthropoda; Arachnida; Ixodida; Ixodidae. The record is from RefSeq and is a predicted model, not a curated record. The transcript is spliced from 5 exons.